AUCGCUGGUCCGCUGUGUCCCUCGGACACAGCGGAUCACGGAAAGAGCAGAAGAUGUCGGCUCGGUCAUGUGAUCAGCUGUGUCCAAUCACAGGUGAUCACAUGGGACAUGUACACUGAUCAUCAGGGCACUGAUGAUCAGUGUGCCCUAAUGAUCAGUGUGGCCCCAGAAGUGCCACCUGUCAGUGCUCAUCAGUGCCACGUGCCAGUGCCCAUCAGUGCCAUGUGUCGGCGCCCAUCAGUGCCACAUCAAUGCCACAUAUCAGUGCAUACCAGUGCACAUCAAUGCCACAUAUCAGUGCCCAUUUGAGCUGCCUUUCAAUGUCACCCAUCAGUGCCACUUAUCAAUGCCUAUCAGUGCUGCCAAUCAGUGCCACCUAUCAGUG
Staurois parvus is the source of this 385-nucleotide messenger RNA. Lineage: Eukaryota; Metazoa; Chordata; Amphibia; Anura; Ranidae. The record is from the annotation of a GenBank genome assembly.